CACAGAAAAGAUGUUCAUUCCAUGGGAAUAUUUUUUUACUACAUUUCACUUGCUUUCACUAAUGUAACACUAUUCACAUCCUGACCCACAAAAUAAUUUUUGAGGAGUCGAUGUCACUGAUUUUCUUUGCUUUGUUUACAUAUUUCUCUCCAGACACUCUACAACAGUGUAGCUCUUGCACACUUUGAAAGCCUUUACAGUUCAAUUUAUACAUUGAAUGAGAAAGAUAUAUUCCAAUAUCCUUUUUUUCUUUUCUUGGAAACUUGCUUGAUACAGGAAUUUACAAACGGGAUAUAGUUUUUCUCCUUGAUGGCUCAGAUGACUCCAGAAAUGGACUUCUUGUCAUCCGUGAGUUUAUUAGGAGAAUGGCAGAGGAUCUUGACAUCGACCAGGACAUUGUACGAGUCGCUGUUAUACAGUACAGUGAAAAUGCUUUGGCACAUUUCCUUCUUAAUACUUACAAUAGCAAGAAGGCUGUCCUUUAUGCCAUUAAUGGCCUCACAGCAAAAGGUGGACGGACCCUGAAUACUGGAGCAGCGCUGCAGUAUGUCAGGGAUCAUGUUUUCACUGCUGCCUCUGGAAGUAGACAUCAGCUAGGAGUCCCUCAGCUGUUGAUUGUCAUGACUGGUGGCAAGUCUAGUGAUGAUGUGGCAAGUCCUGCUGAAGAUCUAAAACAUUUUGGAGUUCUGUCCAUUGCCAUUGGAAUAAAGAAUGCAGUAGAGGCAGAUCUCCGAAGCAUAGCAUUUUCACCUAGAUUUCUAUUUAAUCUCCCAGUCUUUGGUGAAAUUUUAAUUAUACAGCCUGAUAUUCUGUCAUUUAUCAAAUCCAAAAUGGGAAUAGAACCCCCUACGAUCAUUGGUAAGAAUAACCACACUUGCUUGGCAAGUUCUUGAAAUUCAAGCUGAUUCUUUUGACUUUCAGCCUUUAAUACUUUGGACAUGAAACUUGAUGAAAAUCUCCUUCCUUCACUAAACUGCUUGCGUAACCAUGAGGCCAUUUAUUUGUUCAUUCAGCUUUUUCUUAAAGACUGGAAAAUAAUGGCCUUUGCCACUAAAUAUUUACUAUUUAUCUGUGCUGUUCAUCUUUUGUUUGAUUCUCCAUCAGCAUAC
Messenger RNA from Myxocyprinus asiaticus (Chinese sucker), 1109 nucleotides. RefSeq names its product collagen alpha-3(VI) chain-like. Lineage: Eukaryota; Metazoa; Chordata; Actinopteri; Cypriniformes; Catostomidae. The record is from RefSeq and is a predicted model, not a curated record. The transcript has a single exon. Bases 366 to 893 code for a protein of 175 amino acids.